AUGCACCACCACCUGGUCGUCGAGCAAGACCUAACUACACCUCCCGACUCACAAAUGCCUGCCCUGCAAUUACCGCCUAAUCUCAAGUUUGGCCCUUUCGCCGUGACAUCACAAGUCUUUCAUCUCUCACCCUCGCGUCUGUCAUAUGGCUUGGUAAACCUCAAGCCACUACUUCCGGGACACAUCCUGAUAUGUCCGGUACGGAGUGUGCCUCGGCUUUCGCAACUCACCGCCACGGAGACGGCCGAUCUAUUUAACACCGUCCGUUCUGUUUCGCGGACACUUCAGCGCGUAUACCGCGCGACGUCUUUCAACAUUGCCGUUCAAGAUGGAGUUGAUGCUGGGCAGUCAGUCCCGCAUGUUCACGUCCAUGUGAUCCCGCGGCAGAAAGGGGAUUACGACGACCGAGGCGGCGGGGAUCGGAUCUACGAUGCCAUGGAUGGAGACGAAGGGGACAUUGGCAAGGCCUUCCUUGAAAUGCAGAGGAUGCGGGAUGAGAGAGCGAAGAAGGGGAGGCGGGAUUUUGUGGGUGGCCCGGACAGCGAUAGGAAGGCAAGGAGCGAGGAGGAGAUGAAGAGGGAAGCGGAAUGGUUGAGAUCGGAGAUUGAAAAGGAUCGCGGAGAGGGAGAGGGCGAGGGCGAGGAUGAGGAAUGA
Cladophialophora carrionii CBS 160.54 is the source of this 654-nucleotide messenger RNA. RefSeq lists its product as uncharacterized. Bases 1 to 654 code for a protein of 217 amino acids. NCBI's taxonomy places the organism in Eukaryota, Fungi, Ascomycota, Eurotiomycetes, Chaetothyriales, Herpotrichiellaceae. Gene Ontology annotation, molecular function: catalytic activity. The transcript has a single exon. The record is from RefSeq and is a predicted model, not a curated record.